Messenger RNA from Bombyx mori (domestic silkworm), 1514 nucleotides. Its product is annotated as general odorant-binding protein 83a. The coding region runs from base 995 to 1435 and encodes 146 amino acids. The record is from RefSeq and is a predicted model, not a curated record. The transcript has 5 exons. Gene Ontology annotation, cellular component: extracellular region. Gene Ontology annotation, biological process: olfactory behavior; sensory perception of smell. Gene Ontology annotation, molecular function: dibutyl phthalate binding; odorant binding. NCBI's taxonomy places the organism in Eukaryota, Metazoa, Arthropoda, Insecta, Lepidoptera, Bombycidae.
AACUUUACAACCUGUAUGAAUAUCGCCGCUGACCUUGAGACAACAGAUGCAAUACAUAUGCAUACCUAGGUUUGAUCAUUUGCGCUUGUAAAAAACUUUAAAAAAAUUGCAUUGGACAACAUAAUAUUGUUUGUUGUAAUUACGCAAACAUUAACAUAUAAAGUGUUAUUAAACAUAUAAGUGUGUUAAAUUAACAUAAAAAUUGUCACUCAAACGAUAACCUAACCACAAAUAUCUCAGAUAUCUUGUCUUUAUUGCUAUAAUUUCACAAUUACUAGAUAUUUUGACCAUUUUUUUUAUUGCUUAGAUGGCUGGACGAGCUCAGAGCCCACCUGGUGUUAAGUGGUUACUGGAGCCCAUAGCCAUCUACAACGUAAAUGCCACACCUACAUUGAGAUAUAAGUGCUAAGGUCUCAGUAUAGCUACAACGGCUACCCGGCCCUUCAAACCGAAACGCAUUACUGCUUCACGGCAGAAAUAGGCAGGGUGGUGAUACCUACCCGUGCGGACUCACAAGAGGUCCUACCACCAAAAGUCAUUUAAAAGCGACAUGAUAUUUAUAAGUUGAGAGGCGCGUUUUCCUCAAAUUUCUAACUUGAAUGAAAAGUUCUAUCAUUUCGGUAGCCCAUACCCAUACCAGAUACGAUUUUUUUUUCAUUCCUCUAUUAACUGAAGUAAAGUAAAAUCCUAUGUAAGAAUAAUAUCUUUCUAACAGUCUAUGGACGGAUAAUACUGCGCACUUUACUGCUUGUAGCAAUUAAUGAGUAAGAUAACACAAGUCAUGUCAAGUGAAACAAACAAACCGUCAAAUAAAAUAUUUAAUUCCAUUGGUGUUUUUAUCCACAUCCUAUUAUUAACAUUUUAAAGGUGACAAAAUAAUUAAGAGGUAUAGAUUUAAUAACCGUUCAUAUAUUUGUAUAAAAACAGGCAGAAGUACUUUCGCAGAUUUAUCAUUCUGUCUUGUAUUUAUGAAGUUCACGACUGAUGAAAAAAGAUGUUUUUGAAAAACAUUUUCAUUGAAUGUGUAUUGUUGUAUUUUGUAAUGUUAAAUACGUCGUUUGUGAAUACUAUGACGAAACAGCAAAUAAAAAACUCUGGUAAAAUAUUGAAGAAGGCUUGCAUCUCGAAAAACGAUGUUACUGAAGAUCAAAUUAGCGAUAUAGACAAAGGAAAGUUUAUUGAAGAUAAGAAUGUGAUGUGCUAUAUCGCCUGCGUGUACUCUAUGAGUCAAGUAGUAAAAAAUAAUAAAUUUGUCCACGACGCCAUGGUGAAGCAGGUCGAUAUGAUGUUUCCAACGGAAAUGAGAGACGCAGUGAAAGCCUCUAUAGCUAAUUGCAGAGGAGUUGCUAAAAAUUACAAAGACAUAUGCGAGGCAUCAUUCUGGACUGCAAAAUGUAUGUACGAAUUCGAUCCCGCUAACUUUGUGUUUGCCUGAUUGAUUCAAUGUAAAAAACUAAAUGUUUAAAAUUAAAAUUAAAAUUGCUUAUGAGAAAUAAAUUAAUGGAGGGUUAUAA